Lotus japonicus is the source of this 644-nucleotide messenger RNA. Its product is annotated as enoyl-CoA hydratase 2, peroxisomal-like. The transcript has 4 exons. Lineage: Eukaryota; Viridiplantae; Streptophyta; Magnoliopsida; Fabales; Fabaceae. Gene Ontology annotation, cellular component: peroxisome. Bases 1 to 555 code for a protein of 184 amino acids. The record is from RefSeq and is a predicted model, not a curated record.
AUGGCGAGACGAGCUCUCAAUGUUCAUCGCUCAGUUCGUCAUGGCGGUUACCUCACCAUUGUCGACGGAUUCACCCCUACGCGCCUAUCACCAUGGUGUUCCUUGUUCGCUGUAGCAGGUAAAACAGCAAUUUUGGAGGUUGAAACAAAAAGUUAUGAGAAAGAAUCUGGUGAUUUAUUAUGCAUGAACAGGUCCACUGUCUAUCUACGUGGUGCUGGUGGCUUCUCAAACUCGUCUAAACCAUUUUCUUACUCAAACUACCCCUUGAACCAGACUUCAGCUGUAAAAAUUCCUGAUAGUAAACCCUUUUCAGUGUUUGAAGAUCAUACCCAAGCAUCUCAGGCGUUGCUCUAUAGGCUAUCAGGUGACUACAAUCCUCUUCAUUCUGAUCCCAUGAUUGCAAAGGUUGCUGGGUUAGUACUCUCAUCCUGCUUUCUGAUGAAACUCCAACUAGAUUCCCUUUCCCCCCAUUCAAAGAUGUAUUCAUGUAUGCUUGUUGAAUUAGGUGAAAGAGAAUUUUCCCUCUUAUCAGCCUUGAAGCUUCUUUUUGUUUGAAGGAAGAAAAGAGGAUUGGUCAUAUGAAUUAAACAAUUGAAUUGGUGGUUACUAAGCAUUUUAAGAUUUUAAGCCAUCAGUGAUACAUC